UUUUUUUUUUUACAACGGUCCAAAGUAUUAACACUUCCAAGUUCCAAACUUCUAUACGGAUUCGGGCAGCAAAGCUGAAGCCCAUAAGAGCUAUUAAAGGCAAAGCUGAAGCCCACUUUGUAGGCAAGUUUUUGAAGAUGGAGGAGAAUCACAAGGAACUUUUCAGGGAAGUAUUUGGUGAAUCCUCAGACAGCGAAGACAAUGAUUCACAACCAGAACUUAAGCAAAGCAGAUACCUAAUUCCAUCCUGGGAACAGAUCAAGGAAAUUAAUGGAUUAUGGCUGUGCAGAGACUUCCUUUCUCCUCAACAUCAAUCUUCACUGAUUUCCGCCGUGCUAAACGAGGGGUGGUUCACUGAAGAUUCUCACAAUCAGGCCAUGAGAUUUGGACAUCUCCCAGCAUGGGCUACUGAACUUUCUAACUCUAUACGUGAAGCAGUGCUUCUUGGUGAUCAUGUAUCUGAAUCCACAGACUUGGCUAGCUCUAACCAGGGAACCAAACCCUGUCUAUUACCAUCAAAUUUAUUGUGGAGAGAACCUCUAUUUGAUCAACUAAUUGUAAAUGUAUACCAUCCAGGUGAGGGAAUCUGUGCACAUGUUGACCUCAUGCGUUUUGAAGAUGGAAUUGCCAUUGUCUCCUUAGAGUCAUCAUGUGUGAUGCAUUUCACCCGAGUUGAAGGAGGUUCUGAUAUUGUUGAGCAUGGUGAAAGGCUUCCACUUAUAAGAAAGAUUCCCGUUCUCUUGACUCCAGGAUCUCUGGUUCUAAUGUCAGGAGAAGCUCGCUACAUCUGGAAACAUGAGAUAAACCGCAAGCCUGGGAUUCAGAUAUGGGAAGGGCAAGAAUUAAUUCAGGAUAGGAGAAUUUCCAUAACCUUGAGAAAGCUGUGCCAGGUCGACUAGCUUGCCAUCGCUUUGGUUU
Messenger RNA from Durio zibethinus, 918 nucleotides. Its product is annotated as 2-oxoglutarate (2OG) and Fe(II)-dependent oxygenase superfamily protein. The record is from RefSeq and is a predicted model, not a curated record. NCBI's taxonomy places the organism in Eukaryota, Viridiplantae, Streptophyta, Magnoliopsida, Malvales, Malvaceae. Gene Ontology annotation, biological process: DNA damage response; fatty acid metabolic process. Gene Ontology annotation, cellular component: mitochondrial matrix.